Marchantia polymorpha subsp. ruderalis is the source of this 1188-nucleotide messenger RNA. The record is from the annotation of a GenBank genome assembly. Lineage: Eukaryota; Viridiplantae; Streptophyta; Marchantiopsida; Marchantiales; Marchantiaceae.
UUGCUCAUUAUAAGUACGGAUGAAACGGACAGAUUUUUCAGAUUAACACAGAGUACCAACGAGGAGUUCCGGAACAUUCAGGUGGCUGAAGGUCUUGAAUCACCGAAGAAAGACCUGCUGGUAUGAUGAGGAGAGUCUUCAGAUCAGGAAAUUUGGAGCUGCUGGUGGUUUGUGUUACUGGUAUCAUCCUCCAACUUCACAAUGCAGAAGCUUAUUUGUCAACUGAGUCUUCUGUUGUAAGCCGCACAACAUUUGGAGAUGCAACUGCAACGUUUUAUGGAGGCAGUGAUGCCUCUGGAACACAAGGUGGGUCAUGCGGCUACCAGAAUCCUUUCGCUCUGGGUUAUGGUAUAAAGACUGCUGCUCUCAGUAACAGCCUACUUGCCAACAAUAUGAACUGUGGAGCCUGCUUCGAGGUGAAGUGUAAAUAUGAUGCUUCAGCAUACACCAAGAAGUGGUGCUACCCCAACUCACCCACGAUCAUCGUCACUGCCACCAAUCAAAGCCCUCCAGGCCUCAAUGGGGAGCAUCAUUUUGACUUGACCGAGCCAAUGUUCAUGAAGAUCGCAAACAGAAUCGGCGGUCGCAUUCCAAUUCAAUACAGAAGAGUGCGCUGCUACAAACCAGGAGGCAUCAAGUUCACUCUCACUGGAAAUCCUUUUUUCAACCUCGUCCUCGUUUACAACGUUGGAGGUGCUGGUAAUGUCUACGGGAUGGCAAUCAAGGGAUCCAGAACUGAUUUCUACCCAAUGAGCAGAAACUGGGGACAAUAUUGGCAAGCCUUCGUGAAGCUGACGGGUCAGAGUCUGACCUUCCGCGUCACGCUGGGCAAUGGAAAAUCAACCACUUUUUGGAACGUCGCUCCUGCGAAUUGGCAGUUCGGCCAAACGGUUGCAGCCACCUACAACUUCUACUGAUCGAGUAGAGCGGCUGUUGGUGAUUCUCCGACGCACAAGAGAAACAGUAACCUCCGAGCAGGUUUUUUAUCUUCACAGAUGCUAGCACUAGGUAGAAUGGCAAAUCCAUGCAGCGCAGCCGAGGUGCAAGUGGCGUGGCACUUGAUUGGCUCGCACCCGCUGUGCUUCGGUUAGUCCGAGGUCCGUUAGGUGGACAUUUCAGAGUUUUCUCUUCUGUCCAUUCCAUCAGAAAUAUUGUUAGCUUUAGAGUACAGGAAAUAAAGAGGAGACU